AUCCAUUUGUUUCUCCAUCUAUCAUUUUCCUUUUCUGGGGUAAGUGCGUACCCCAUCACAAACUCCCUGCCAAAUCUCCACAUCCGUCAUCCCAAAACGUGGCCGGAACAACAAUUUCCCGACCCACCAAUAAUUCCUCGCUUCUCCCUGCUUCCACAGCUCUCCCCAACCACACAACCGCAGCUCCCUUCCAACUCGAGACUGAAGCAACGCACGCAGCGCUGCCACCUUCGAACCACGCAAUUGAGGUUUCGUGACGGGAGACGAAAUGGCUGCUGUAAUCCAAGGUUUCUUUGGAGGGUCGAAGAAGGACGAGCAUAAGGUCGUUGCGGAUAAUGACUUCGCCGACUUCGCCUCCGCCCCCGAACCCACCCCCUCCUCCUUCGUCCACCCCGCCGGCACCACCCCCCUCGCCGCCUCCUCCACCCCAGCCGUCCCUUACACAAAAUGGUACAACAUCCACGAGCGACACUCCCUCUCCGAGUUCCGCGGCGAAGGCUACAUCCUCCUCCUCCUCCUCGCCCUCGGUACAAUCCACAUCCUCGGCACGCGCGCGAACCGUCGCCGCGCUCGCGCUUGGGCGUCUGCACACGCUCCCGUGCUGCAUAAUGAGUUCGCUUUAGUCGGAUUCGCGCCGCCGCAGCCGAGUGCGGCAGAUGCGGAGGGAGAGGGACUCGCGAGGGCACUUGCGAAGGCGGAUAAGGAUGGGGAGGUGCUGAAGGAGGUGGGAUUGAGUAACUUCCUCGGGUACGCGACGGGACGCCUUAAUGUUGCGUUUUUGGACAUCGAGAUCGACCUUCUCAAGCGCUACAACCCCGUCCUCCAAUUCAUCGAGAAUGCAGCUGGUUUCUUCUUCGACUCCAUGCCCGCGCCCGUCGAGCGGGUCUCAGCGAUCCUCUACCCCUUCGAUGGGAAAGAGGCGUUGACCGUCCUCGGACUCCCUGGUAUGGCGGAGCUCAAGGGCGGGAAGAGCGGGUAUGAUAAUUUCGUCUGGGCGGUUGUGCAUAAAGAGCGUAUGCGCCAACUCCGCGAUGAGAGAUACGAUGUUAGUAUCACCGUCACCAAGGACCACCCCCGUCUCCCCGAGUGGGCGACUGUCAUGUCCGAGAGCGCCGAGAUUACCGAGGCGAUGCUGACACCCGCGCUUGUGGCUGCGGUUGAGAAAGCUGGGGAGGCGUUCGAGCACUUGAUCAUCACGGACCAGCCCAUCAGCCAGCCCCUCAGCGUUGACGAGACCGCGUCAAAGAAGCGGGUCUACCUAUCCCUCCGUCUGCCGGCUUCGGGCGAUUACACCGCGACGCUGCCGAUCUUCACGUAUUUCGUGCAGCUUGGCGAUUUCCUAGUCGAGAAGGCGCAUUUCCGCCCGGAGGUUCUGAAGAAGGUGCGCAGGGGGAGAGAGGAUGUGGUGAAGCGCCUGGUGAAGGCGGAUAUGGAUGGGAAGGCGGAGGAGAGGGCGCUGGAGAGGGAGAAGGCGAAGAAGGCGAAGAGGGAUAGGGAGUUGGCGGGGUUGGAUGCGAAGGCGCAGAAGAAGUAUUUGGAGAAGGAGAAGGAGAGGGAGAUGAAGAGGAGUAUGAAGAGGGGGGGGCAGAAGGGGUAGGGUGGGAUGGGAUGUGUAC
Molecule: messenger RNA, 1616 nt
Organism: Pseudogymnoascus destructans
Lineage: Eukaryota; Fungi; Ascomycota; Leotiomycetes; Thelebolales; Thelebolaceae
Exons: 2
Coding region: 269-1597 (442 amino acids)
Biological process (GO): endoplasmic reticulum calcium ion homeostasis
Cellular component (GO): endoplasmic reticulum
Molecular function (GO): calcium ion binding
Source: RefSeq, a predicted model, not a curated record